GGCCAACCAUUGAGGUUUUUCUUCAAUCAGACACGGAGAACCCCGGAGAAUCCCUAGCAAAAAGCCAGGAUCGGGCAGCUAGCGUGGGACCCGUGCAACAGGCCAACGCAGGCCGCCGACAUGCAAGCCCAGCUGGUUAUCCACACCUGCGCCUCAUUAACCUCCAUCCCCGAUCGCCGCACCAGCCAUCUAUCAGCUUCAUCUCGACCAGUAUUUCUACCCCGGCUCUCCACUCCAUCCUCCCGUGAUCGUCGCAGCUCCAGACUUGGUCCACCCACCUCUGCUUCCACGUUCGGCCAGCCGGGCUCGCCUACCUGCCUCCUCCUCUCGCCGCCUCCACGACGCCCCCCGGUUCUCCCCUCGCUCCCCGCCGGACCGCCAGCCACCGCAUCCUUCCCUCCACAGCCUCCAGCUCCCCUCAGCCCUCUCACCUGAACGCCUCCUGCUCCGCCAGCUCCUCGGUCCCCCGCGUCCACGUCUGCCGGUGUC
Micropterus dolomieu (smallmouth bass) is the source of this 489-nucleotide messenger RNA. RefSeq names its product allergen Asp f 7 homolog. Lineage: Eukaryota; Metazoa; Chordata; Actinopteri; Centrarchiformes; Centrarchidae. The record is from RefSeq and is a predicted model, not a curated record. The transcript has 3 exons. The coding region runs from base 121 to 435 and encodes 104 amino acids.